CACCGAUUUGUGUAAACAAGUAAUAAGUAGCAAUAGUACCGUACAGGAAUAAUUCAUAUACGAAAUAUUCAGAAAUGGCAUCAAAUCGCAGUACUCAUGAAGUUUUGUUAUCCCUUAUUGACGAUAUCGAAUUAAUAGCCAAAGAACUAAUUGAAAACACAAUAGCGCAAAAACAUUUGAAGCUAUCAAGCAGCGAACAUGCUCAAUUAACAGAGUUGUUAGUGGCCAAAGACAACGAACUAAAAUCUACCCUGAAGCAGGCUGCGGAGCAGGCUAAGAUAAAUCAAAAAAUGGAUGCUCUAAAGGCAGAAGUCGAACGACAAGAUCAAGACAUUCAGCAAUUGCAACGGCAACUCAAAGAAGCUGAACAAAUUCUUGCUACUGCUAUAUAUCAAGCAAAACAGAAAUUGCAAUCCAUAUCUCGAGCCAACAAAAGGCCAGUACCUUCAGAGGAGUUAAUUAAAUUUGCUCAUCGCAUCAGUGCAUCUAACGCAGUUUGUGCACCACUAACUUGGCAGCAGGGUGACCCACGUCGACCAUAUCCAACAGAUAUUGAGAUGAGGCUGGGUUUUCUGGGUCGGCUAAGCGACCUUCCCUUGAAUGGACAAAUGAUUGGCUCUCAUCCAGGCAUUCCCUCGGAACUCCAUCGUGCUGGACAUCCCGCAGGCGAACCACCAGUGUCCCAAGCGAACCAAUUUGCCUGGCAUCCCUCAGGAGAGAUACACAUGUCAGUAGGUGGACAAGGUAGUGUGGCAAUGAAUACACAUAAACAGGAGACAGAAGAUGUUGAAGUCAUGUCUACAGACUCAUCAAGUAGUUCUUCAAGUGAUUCUCAAUAAAUAAUCCAGUAUGUUCAACGCAGUUAUUCCAAGAAGCUUGAUUUCUUUUUUGGAAGCUAAAGCUCCAGAAUAUGAAUUAUGUAUUAAUCCUGAAGUAUGAAGUAUGGAAUAACUGUUCUGUUUUAUGCUCAUUUUUUUCAUGUCUAAUCAUUAGAAAAUGCCUGGUGAUUUUAUUCUUAUAAUUGAAUUUAUUAUAUUGUAUCAAUGUAAUUCAGAAUUGUUCAAUUACGCGCCUGUUAUUAGGAGCAGAAGCAUAGAAAUUAUGUACAAAUAAAUUACUUUGCAAGCUGAA
Messenger RNA from Athalia rosae (coleseed sawfly), 1131 nucleotides. It is a transcript of the gene MED4, whose product is annotated as mediator of RNA polymerase II transcription subunit 4. The transcript has 4 exons. Gene Ontology annotation, molecular function: transcription coregulator activity. Gene Ontology annotation, biological process: regulation of transcription by RNA polymerase II. Gene Ontology annotation, cellular component: core mediator complex; mediator complex. The record is from RefSeq and is a predicted model, not a curated record. Lineage: Eukaryota; Metazoa; Arthropoda; Insecta; Hymenoptera; Athaliidae. Bases 75 to 839 code for a protein of 254 amino acids.